AUGAAUAAAACUGAUCCAUUGUGUGUCCAGUUGUUAAAAAGUUUAAUUCUAUGCAGCGAAAAAGCUGCCGUAAUAGCCCGUACAAUUAAAAGACAAACUGGUAUCUUUCAAACACUUGUUCAAGUGAAAGAUUCAACUGAGGCUAAUUUAAGAUUCAGCGUAGAUGUCAAAACUUUGGCCGAUGUAUUAAUUCAAGAAGUUGUAAAGUACGACCUAAAUUUACUUUUUCCUGGAUUCAAUAAUUCGGUGUUUGGUGAAGAAAAUAAUCGUUUUUCUGGUAGUUCCGGUAAAACAGUGACAAUUCAACUAUCUUCUAGAGAAAAUCUCGCUGAUCUUUUAGUUGACGUUUUAGGCAACGAUUUAGAUUUUGCAAAUCAAUUAAGUGAAAUUUGUUUUCGACCGCUAGAAUCGUUUCAGACACAAUUUUCAGUGUGUAACAUUUGGGAAGAUUUGGUCUCCAAUUGUAAUUCACUAUUUAAAAUAACCGAUAUAAAAUAUUCUGAUAUUGGAACAUUUGGUGUAUGGAUCGAUCCAAUAGACUCAACAGCUGAUUAUGCUCAAGAUCAAUUUGAUAAAUUUCAUUUUACUUCAACUAAUUCAUCAUCUACUCAUUUAUCUGGUAUAGAAUUAGAUAAUCUAAAUCAAAUUAAUCAUUUUUUUGAUAAUCCAACAAGUUUAAUACGUUUCUAUCAUGGUAGUCUUAUUAAUGUUACAAUUUUAUUAGGUUUAUUUGAUUAUUCAAAUGGUUUACCAUUAAUUGGUGUUAUAAAUCAACCAUUCUAUUUAAAUAAUAUUAUCAAUUCACAUAAUAAUGAUAAUCAUCUAUUGAAUGAUCAAACAAAGUUGUAUAUCAAUAAUGCAUGUUACAUAGCAAUCAAGAAGAGGAAUACAACAUACAGAUUUCAUUCUAUUCAACACUGUUGAUAUUUAGAACUAAAUUUUGAUCGGCUAUCGUUACUAUAUGUGUAUUAUGUGCGGAUCACCUUGAUAUGUGUUAAGUUGAACAGAUGGAUCAUGGUUAGCAGUGGAAUCU
This is a messenger RNA of Schistosoma mattheei, 1033 nucleotides long. NCBI's taxonomy places the organism in Eukaryota, Metazoa, Platyhelminthes, Trematoda, Strigeidida, Schistosomatidae. The record is from the annotation of a GenBank genome assembly.